UUUUUUUUGGGAUAGAAUUGCUCCUCUAUUUGAUUGAACGUUUCAGUUACUCAAAAUAAAAAUCUCUCUUUCUCUUUCUCUUUCUCUUCUUUUCUUUUUCCGCUAGCUAUUAUUGUCUUCUAGCUCUGUACUACUACUACUACGUGUGUUUAGGCCAACCCCUUGAUUUUGCCAACUGGGUUUUUGGUUGGUAUUGUUUUCUAUACAUUUAGGCAAUUAAAGUAAGCUUUAGUCUUUGAAAACUCUUUCACUGCAUUCAUUAACUGGUUAAGAGUUUUUCUCUAGUAAAGUUUGAAGCUUUUUGCCAUUAUUGAGGGGCCAUAUGGCUUCAGUCACAGGCUUCAGGUUACCACAUUUUUUGGAGUUGAACUCACAGAGUAGUAGACCUUUGUAUCGAUUUCGAGUCCAUAAUUCAGCUGGUACUGGUAGGGAUCCAGCUGUGUUGUCUUCUGAUCUGACUGUGGUUAAUGGGGACUCUAACUCUGGAGUUAGGAAAAGAGAGCUUCAAAUUAAUCAUGGGAAUGGAAGGUUAAAGCCUGAAGUUGAGGAUAAGAAAAAGAAUAAUAAGCUUGUGAAGGAUGAUGUUGAAGAAAGUUUGGAACCGUCUUGGGAUGAUGGUUAUGGGACUGAGACUGUGAAAGACUACUUUGAUGCUGUAGAGGAUAUGAUUAAGCCUGAUGGUGGUCCACCACGGUGGUUUAGUCCCAUUUCAUGUGGGCGCCCUUUAAAAGAUGCCCCAAUUCUUCUGUUUUUGCCUGGAAUGGAUGGUACUGGGAUGGGACUCACCUUGCAUCACAAAGCUCUUGGAAAGUUUUUUGAAGUUCGGUGUCUUCAUAUUCCUGUUUAUGAUCGAACACCAUUUGAAGAACUGGUGAAAUUCGUUGAAGAAACUGUGAGGCUUGAGCAUGCUUCCUCUCCAAAGAAACCCAUUUACUUGGUUGGAGAUUCAUUUGGGGGAUGCUUAUCUCUUGCUGUUGCUUCUAGAAAUCGUUCCAUCGAUCUAGUACUAAUACUAGUCAAUCCAGCCACGUCAUUCGGUCGGUCUCAGCUACAGCCCUUCUUCCCCAUUUUGGAGGCAAUGCCUGAUGCAUUACAUCCUACGGUUCCCUACCUUCUUGGCUACAUUAUGGGUGAUCCAACAAAGAUGGCAAUGGUUAAUGUUGAAACUAAGCUUCCUCCUAUCCAGAGAUAUGAGAAAAUGUCUCAAAAUCUCACUGCUUUGCUACCAUACCUUGGUUCUUUAGCUGAUAUCAUACCACGGGAUACUCUUCUAUGGAAGUUGAAGUUGCUUAAAUCAGCUGCUGCUUAUGCUAAUUCUCGUCUUCAUGCUGUUAAAGCUGAAGUGCUGAUCCUUGCCAGUGGUAAAGAUAACAUGGUCCCUAGCAAAGAAGAAGCAGAAAGAUUAAAGAAAUCGCUACUGAAUUGUACAGUUCGACAUUUCAAGGAAAAUGGACAUACCUUUUUGUUGGAAGAUGGCAUUAGUUUGAUGACGAUUAUAAAAGGCACUAGCAAAUACCGUCGUUCAUGGAGGCACAAUUUUGUCUCAGAUUUUCUUCCUCCUAGUAGAACAGAAAUCGACUAUGCAUUUGAACAAGUAGUAGGAUUACUUCGCAUUGGUACAAGUUCCUUAGCUUACUCUACUCUAGAAGAUGGGAAGAUAGUGAAAGGUCUUGCUGGGGUUCCAAGUGAAGGUCCAGUAUUGUUAGUAGGGUAUCACAACUUAAUGGGACUUGAACUAUAUCCAUUAGUUGAGGAGUUUUUGCGCGAAAAAAAUGUUGUAAUUCGAGGUGUAGCACAUCCUCAACUGUUUGUGGCUGAUUCAGGAAGUUCAUCACCCGAGUUUUCUAUGAAUGACUGGUUCAGAGUUUUUGGUUCUGUACCAGUCACACCAAGUAAUUUAUUCAGAUUGCUUUCCUCAAAGUCCCAUGUCCUUCUUUAUCCUGGUGGUGCACGUGAGGCUCUACAUUGCAAGGGUGAAGCGUAUAAGCUGUUUUGGCCUACUCAACCAGAAUUUGUGAGAAUGGCAGCUCGUUUCGGGGCAACAAUUGUGCCAUUUGGAGCAGUGGGAGAAGAUGAUCUAGUAGAAUUGGUACUUGAUUACAAUGACUUGCAAAAGAUUCCUGUGCUAAAUGACUACAUUAGAGAAUUGAAUCGCAAUGCAGUGAAAGUGAGGGAUGGAUCAGAUGAAGAAAUUAACAGGGAGGAUCUCUUUAUUCCAGGGCUGUUGCCCAAGAUACCGGGGCGAUAUUACUAUUUGUUUGGAAAGCCUAUAUAUACAAGGGGAAGGGAAGAGAGCUUGAAAAACAGAGAAAAUGCUAAUGAAAUGUACUUGCAGAUAAAGUCUGAAGUUGAAAAUUGUCUAGCAUAUUUACUCGAGAAGCGAGAGAAUGAUCCUUAUAGGAAUGUCAUUGAUAGAACAAUUUAUAAAGCAGUUUAUGGUUCUUCCAAAGAUGUUCCAGGAUUUGAUCCUUGAAAACACCAGGCAAGGCUAGUGUUUUUGUUUCAUUGAUAUAAUAGUAAACCAUUUUUUGAACCCUCCUCUGUAGAAGUUGGGUGUAUAUUAGUAGGAUAAAUAUCUUGUAAGACAAGAAAAAGAAGAGAAUAUAUAUCUUCUGAUAUUUGUAUACAAGUACUCUUAUUUUAUCAGAAAAAUAAAUAUACUAUACUGGCACUGUGUAAAGUUGCUUUUAAA
Messenger RNA from Cannabis sativa, 2692 nucleotides. Its product is annotated as phytyl ester synthase 1, chloroplastic. NCBI's taxonomy places the organism in Eukaryota, Viridiplantae, Streptophyta, Magnoliopsida, Rosales, Cannabaceae. The transcript is spliced from 13 exons. Gene Ontology annotation, cellular component: membrane. The coding region runs from base 323 to 2473 and encodes 716 amino acids. The record is from RefSeq and is a predicted model, not a curated record.